Clarias gariepinus (North African catfish) is the source of this 2938-nucleotide messenger RNA. RefSeq names its product tenascin N (gene tnn). Gene Ontology annotation, molecular function: protein binding. The transcript is spliced from 15 exons. The coding region runs from base 113 to 2896 and encodes 927 amino acids. NCBI's taxonomy places the organism in Eukaryota, Metazoa, Chordata, Actinopteri, Siluriformes, Clariidae. The record is from RefSeq and is a predicted model, not a curated record.
CACUGCUUAGGACGGCCAAACCAGAGCUGCUUGACAGGUGCCCACUGUAAGGCAUCUUAAAUGAAAUUAAGAAAUUCUUGUAUUCAGGCAGACUGAGGAGAUACGUUCAGAAAUGACCAUGCUUUCCCGGGUAAAUUGGCUCUGGAUGCUUCUAUGUGGGAUGCUGGGUGUAGUCUUUCUUGUUACACAGGCGGAAGAAUCUGAGAAAGCAGUCACAUUUAGCCAUGUGUACAGAAUUGACUCUGGUUGUAAGCAGGACUUGCAGGCAGUUUUGGCUUCCCAGGACCAAGCAUCAGCAGGUCAGGUUAUGAUGGUGAAUGGAGAGAAGGAAAUUGUUUUCAAGCACAACAUUAAGUUUCCAUUAUCUAGCUGCAACUGUUCUGAUUCCGAGGAAUUUAAAACUCUCCUAUACCGUGUCAAUGGUUUGGAGGAGGAGGUUACCUACCUGAAGUCCCAGUGCAGUAAGGGCUGCUGCAGCGGAAGCUCAGGUGUGGACACAAGCUGCAGUGGUCAUGGUGUAUACCAGCAUAACACCUGCAGCUGCAAAUGUGAUUCUGGCUGGGAGGGUCCAGAUUGCUCAAUCUCCACCUGUCCGGAUAACUGUAAUGAUAAUGGCUACUGUGUAGAUGGACAAUGCGUUUGCCACACUGGUUACACAGGCCAUGACUGUGGCCUGCCCACAUGUCCUGAUGACUGUAAUGACAAAGGCCACUGCGUGGAUGGCAAGUGUGUGUGCUUUGAGAGCUUCUCUGGAGACACCUGCGGCAUUCAGAAAUGCCUAAAUGACUGCAAAGAAAAUGGUCGCUGUAUUGAUGGACAGUGUCUCUGCGACGAGGGAUUUUUUGGAAAUGACUGCUCUAUGGUAUUGGGUCCUAAAGAUUUGCAUGUGAUCAUGGUGACUGAUGUGUCCCUGCUGGUGGAGUGGGAACAUGUAAAAAAAGCAGAGUACUACCUGCUCUCCUACUAUCCUUUUGGAAAUGAGGGAGCCAUUCAAGAGAUCCAUGUACCCAAAACCGAAAAUUCCUACUUGAUCACAGGCCUUAAACCUGGAGUUACCUAUAUUGUGCAAGUGAAGGCUGUCAUUAAGGGCAUUAGCAGUGAAUCAGAUCAUAUUACAGCCACAACAGAUUUGUCUGGUGUAGAAAAUGUUCGUGUACUUGGACAGACAGAGGACUCUAUCCAGGUGGACUGGCAGAACCCAGAAACAGUGGUGGAUUAUUUUAAACUGCGUCAUGCCAGUCCAGAUGGCCAAGAGGAGCUGGAAAAUGUAGCCAGGAGUCAGGAGGCUAGGACAGUGCACACUAUUAUAGGCCUUAUUCCAGGUACUGAGUACCAGAUAUCAGUGCACGCCAUCAAAGGAAGCAAUGAGGGCAAACCAUCCCAUGCAAUAGGAGUCACAGACAUUGACUCUCCAAAUAACCUGGUUACUAGGGACGUAACCGAGACCACAGUGACUGUGAUGUGGGAGAAGGUCCGUGCUGAGAUUGAUGGCUACAUUCUGGCCUAUAGCUCUGCUGAGGGCUCCAGUGAGGAGAUCCAUGUAGGAGCAGAUGCUACUUCCUACCAGCUCACAUCACUGAAACCUGGGGUUCUGUACACCAUCUUCCUCUGGGCCCAGAAGGGUUCUCGUAUGAGCAAGAAGAUCUCGUCGGAGGCUGAGACGGAACUUGAUGCACCUACUAAUGUCUUGGUAAGAGAAGUGACUGAAGACUCAGCGACAGUGUCAUGGGACAGAGUCCAAGCAGAAAUAGAUGGCUACAUACUGAGUUACAGUUCUGCUGAUGGCUCCAGUGAUGAGGUGCAGGUGGGAGCAGACAGCACCUCCUACCAGUUCAGUCGUCUGAGACCAGGAGUUGCAUAUACAGUCUACAUCUGGGCAAUAAAAGGCUCUCGUUCCAGCAGGAAAGCUACAACAGAGACUGAAACAGGAAUUGAUGCUCCAAGGAAUCUAAAAGCCCUUGAUGUUAUGAGGAAUUCUGCAGCUCUAACUUGGAAACCUCCUCAGGCUCACAUUGACGGCUACAUUAUUAGUUACAGACCUGAAGAUGAUAGUAGGCAGACUGUAGAGAAGAACUUUGUGGCAGGACAAGACAGAUUUAGCCUCUCGGGUCUGGCCACAGGGAAGACGUAUAUUGUCACUUUGAUUGCCUAUAGAGGUUUAAAAAGGAGUAAAGUGGUGGAGAUCAUAUUUGUCACUGGAGUGGCCUAUCCCUUCCCUAUGGACUGCACACAGAUCAUGAGCAAUGGUAACAUGAAGAGUGGUGUUUACACUAUCUAUGUGGUCAAUGACCAAAAAAAACCCAUGCAGGUGUACUGUGAUAUGACUACAGAUGGUGGUGGCUGGAUUGUCUUUCAGAAACGCAACUCUGGCAAACUAAGUUUUAUGAAGCGGUGGAGACAAUACGUGGAAGGCUUUGGAGAGCUCACUGAUGAAUUCUGGCUUGGUCUGGCAAACAUCCAUGCAUUGACCAACACAAGCACCACGUAUGAAGUGCGCUUUGAUCUGGGCCUUGAAAGCGAUCAUGCCUAUGCCAUCUAUGAUGACUUUAAAGUCGGAUCAGCCAAGCAGAAAUUUAAACUCACUAUUGGCAAUUACAGAGGAAAUGCAGGUGAUGCCAUGACCUACCACCAGGGCAGACCUUUCACUACUAUAGACUCAGACAAUGAUAUUGCCCUGGGCAAUUGUGCUUUUACACACAGUGGUGCCUGGUGGUACAAAAAUUGUCACUUAGCCAACUUAAAUGGCAAAUUUGAGGACAACAGGCACAGCAUGGGGGUAAACUGGGAGCCAUGGAAGGGUCACCUCAUGUCUCUGGACUCUACAGAAAUUAAGAUCCGCCCUGUGAACACAGCUAGCCGAAAGAAGAGAUCACUCAAGAAAAGAGCAGCUGCUUAAUGAUCUGCAGAGCAAACUGACCUUUGACAAACUGAAGUUGAA